CCCCUGCCGGCUCCCCCCCCAAAAGUUGGAGUCUUCGCUUGCAAGUUGCCAGCGGAGUCGCGCGCCGAGAGCUAGACGGCGCAGAAAGUCAUGGCUUCUCCGGCCAAAGGCAGUGACUUGUUUUCGUCAGAUGAGGAGGGCCCCGCGGUGCUGGCCGGCCCGGGCCCGGGGCCUGGAGGUGCCGAGGGUAGCGCGGAGGAGCGCAGGGUCAAGGUCUCCAGCCUACCCUUCAGCGUGGAGGCGCUCAUGUCCGACAAGAAGCCGCCCAAGGAGUCGCCCGCGGUGCCACCCGACUGCGCCUCGGCUGGCGCUGCCCUGCGGCCGCUGCUGCUGCCGGGACACGGCGUCCGGGACGCGCACAGUCCCGGCCCUCUCGUCAAACCCUUCGAGACCGCCUCGGUCAAGUCGGAAAAUUCCGAAGAUGGAGCGGCGUGGAUACAGGAGCCCGGCAGAUACUCCCCGCCUCCCAGACACAUGAGCCCUACAGCCUGCACCCUGAGGAAACACAAGACCAACCGGAAGCCACGCACACCCUUUACCACAUCCCAGCUUCUAGCCCUGGAGCGCAAGUUCCGCCAGAAACAGUACCUCUCCAUUGCAGAACGGGCCGAGUUCUCCAGCUCUCUGAACCUUACAGAAACCCAGGUCAAAAUCUGGUUCCAGAACCGAAGGGCUAAGGCAAAAAGACUGCAGGAGGCGGAACUGGAAAAGCUGAAAAUGGCUGCCAAACCUAUGCUGCCCUCGGGCUUCAGUCUGCCUUUCCCUAUCAACUCACCGCUGCAAGCGGCGUCCAUUUACGGAGCGUCCUACCCCUUCCAUAGACCUGUGCUUCCCAUCCCGCCCGUUGGACUCUAUGCCACACCGGUUGGAUACGGCAUGUACCAUCUAUCCUAAAGACCAAACGGACAGACUCCAGGAUGGAUGUUUGCAUAAAAGCAUUCCCCUCCCUCUCCAAGAAGACGGUGCCAGUCCAACUCCAGCUUCAAAUCUCGCACCGCCACCCUAAGCAACAGGGCCCAAAGGGCACUUGAUACAGAGUGAAUUUGUUAUUUAGGUGAGAGGCACCAAGACCUACUUUGUUUUCAUAAUCUUCCAAAUGUCCCCUUUUCCUCUCACAAAUAUUGGCUCUGCUAGUUUUUAUGUAUAAAUAUAUAAUAAAAUAUAAGACAUUUUUAUAUGCCAGAUGUAAAAAUUCAAGUUAUUUUGAAAGGCAAAGUUUAUAUAUGCAUUUAUCCAUUUUUCUAGAUAGCAUCUUAAGAUAUUGUGUUAAGUCUGUUUGCUACAUUUUCUUAAAGGGAACGAGAUUAUUUGUAGAAUAAUCUACAAAUAGGAUCUGAGAGAAUGGUGAACUUGCUUCUGGAGCACAUACCAGAAGUAGACAGGGUGCACACAAGGAUGCGAUUCAGAUAGAUUCUUGCAAAUGAAGGCAGGUGUGUGACACGCCUGCAUUUUAUGUGCAUAAGAAAAAUCUCCUUUGAGAUGCACAUGUGAUCCUAUUUUCCCUCCUUUUCUCCCUAUUACCUUUCCUUUUUUUAAUUAAGGUCCUUGAGAGGAGGCUAAGAAUAACCCUGAGAACUCCUCAGGGCAGGGCAGGAAAUCAGAAAACUUGGUAACUCCUGUCAGGUUGGCCUUUACUCUGGCCCAAAUAGAUGGAGUUAGAGUUGAAAGAGUAAAACGUGUUUGGAAAAAUUGAUUUCUGUGAAAUGCUAAUUACAUCAGUCUCCACACGUUGCAGAGGUGAUGGGGGAGGGUGUGGUAAUUGUCUGCUUAAAAAACAAUGUCUUGUUACUAUUAUCUCUAUUUUAAAUAUUCUUCAACAACCCAUAGAAUCAGGAAGGAAAAAAAAAUGCUUUCCGUAUGUGUGCUUACUGUAUGUGCUAAACUUACUAGGGAAAAUGUAUUACUCUAACAUGUUGGGGGCAGAGGGUGAAGCCGUCUUAUUGACUUGGCUGGAAAUGGUGUUGUCAGACGACACAGUCAGCUCCUUGGUAUUUCAUCUUCCUGCCCAUCUCUUCCACCAGUAUAUUUUUUAUCCCGUUGAAAGGUAUCUUGUAUAAUUUUAUAUAUUUUAUUGAAGAGUUAUUUCUUAUCUCUUACUCUGAAUUAAAUUAAAAUGUUUUAUUGCAGUAAA
This is a messenger RNA of Mesocricetus auratus (golden hamster), 2131 nucleotides long. RefSeq names its product msh homeobox 2 (gene Msx2). The record is from RefSeq and is a predicted model, not a curated record. The transcript is spliced from 2 exons. Gene Ontology annotation, cellular component: nucleus. Lineage: Eukaryota; Metazoa; Chordata; Mammalia; Rodentia; Cricetidae. Gene Ontology annotation, molecular function: DNA-binding transcription factor activity, RNA polymerase II-specific; RNA polymerase II transcription regulatory region sequence-specific DNA binding. Bases 91 to 894 code for a protein of 267 amino acids. Gene Ontology annotation, biological process: embryonic morphogenesis; regulation of transcription by RNA polymerase II.